CAGCCGGUCGCCGCACGCGUGUUUGAGAUUCAUUUCGCAUUCUCGAGGAAGAAUCGCGAACCGGUUCCACGGGGAACGUACGACGCGCUCUGGUUUAAAGGAAGCAGAAAUAAUGCGUCGUCCACCGGGAAUCGUGCAGAGGACAUUGUUCCUGAUCCUGUUGCUCGCGGUCUAUGCAACUUCGGCGAAGCAACCACAUAUUAUCUUCAUCCUAGCAGAUGAUUUGGGAUGGAACGACGUCGGCUUUCACGGUUCCGGUCAAAUCCCAACACCGAAUAUCGAUGCACUGGCAUAUUCUGGGCUGCUUCUUGAUAGAUAUUAUGUCACUCCGAUCUGUACACCGUCCAGAAGCGCUCUAAUGACGGGCAAAUAUCCCAUUCACACUGGAAUGCAGCACGGCGUUCUCAAAGGUGCGGAGCCCAGAGGAUUGCCACUUCACGAGAAACUCUUGCCGCAAUAUCUGCGUGAGCUUGGAUAUAGCACGCACAUUGUCGGCAAAUGGCACCUAGGAUUUUACAAAAAGGAAUACACCCCCACUUACAGGGGAUUCGAUACUCAUACUGGCUUCUGGACAGGUCAUCAUGAUUAUUUCGAUCACACGGCUGUUGAAAACCCUUACUGGGGAUUGGACAUAAGACGGGGUAUGCAACCGGCAUGGGAUCUGCACGGUCAAUAUUCUACAGAUAUUUUCACGAAAGAGGCGGUGAGAUUAAUUGAUAACCACAACUCUAGUCGACCGAUGUUCCUAUACUUGGCUCACGCGGCCGUGCACUCCGGAAACCCUUAUAAUCCGCUUCCGGCGCCGGACGAGGAAGUGGCUAAGUUCAACAAUAUCUUUGAUUACAAUCGAAGACGUUUUGCAGGUAUGCUAAGCAAACUAGAUCAAUCCGUGAGCCAAGUAGUUGAAGCUUUGCGUAAAAGAGACAUGUUGCGAGAUAGUAUAAUCAUCUUCUCGUCGGACAACGGUGGACCUGCCGUUGGAUUUAAUUUGAAUGCAGCGUCUAAUUGGCCGCUGAGAGGGGUCAAAAAUACUCUUUGGGAAGGCGGCGUCAGAGGUACGGGAUUAAUAUGGUCACCCAGACUGGUGCGACCUGGCCGCGUAAGCAAGCAAAUGUUACACAUUACGGAUUGGCUGCCGACGCUUAUAACAGCCGCCGGUGGUGAUCCAUCGAACUUAACUGUCGACGGCAUGGAUCUGUGGAAUGCGCUUAGCGAAGAUACUGAGUCACCGCGCGCGAACGUUCUUCAUAAUAUUGACGAUAUUUAUGAUGUGUCCGCUAUAACGGUUGGCGACUGGAAGCUCAUUCGAGGAUCUACUUACAAAGGAGCAUGGGAUGGAUGGUACGGUCCAUCUGGUAGGGAAUGGGUCUAUGACGUGGACAGGGUGAUUAGCAGUACGACGGCAAAUGCCAUCGCCAGUGUUGGUUUAGGCAUUACUGCAGAUGUUGUUUUGAUGUUACGUGAAAACGCGUUAAUCAAGUGUCCGCCGCGGAAUGACAAUCUGCCCAUCUGCAAACCAUUGGAGGAAGCAUGUCUCUUCAAUAUCUACCAGGAUCCUUGUGAAGACAAUAAUCUUGUUAAACAGUUUCCUACGAUCGUCAGAAAACUGCAGGACGAACUGAAGAAGUUCAACAGUAGCGCACUUCGGCCCGGAAAUCUUCCGUGGGACAGUAAAGGCGAUCCGAAUUUAUGGGAUCAUACUUGGAAUAAUUUCGGAGAUUAUAUUAAUGUUAUGGUAAACGCUGCAACCUGAUCGAUUUUCUCAAAUAGAUUUUCGAAAAUCUCAAGAAUUUCAUCUUUUCCUGUAAAAUAAUACAAUUCUUAUAAAACCAGAAAAUGUGUUGCCCAUAUUAGCCCAUAUUUGUAUGCGAA
Mycetomoellerius zeteki is the source of this 1872-nucleotide messenger RNA. Its product is annotated as arylsulfatase B. Bases 113 to 1753 code for a protein of 546 amino acids. The record is from RefSeq and is a predicted model, not a curated record. The transcript is spliced from 8 exons. Gene Ontology annotation, molecular function: sulfuric ester hydrolase activity. NCBI's taxonomy places the organism in Eukaryota, Metazoa, Arthropoda, Insecta, Hymenoptera, Formicidae.